Molecule: messenger RNA, 1494 nt
Organism: Mixia osmundae IAM 14324
Lineage: Eukaryota; Fungi; Basidiomycota; Mixiomycetes; Mixiales; Mixiaceae
Exons: 3
Coding region: 48-1349 (433 amino acids)
Biological process (GO): protein targeting to membrane; peptidyl-L-cysteine S-palmitoylation
Cellular component (GO): endoplasmic reticulum; Golgi apparatus
Molecular function (GO): protein-cysteine S-palmitoyltransferase activity
Source: RefSeq, a predicted model, not a curated record
GUCUUAAUAGCCUACAGCAUGCAUAUGCUUCUGCACAAUCUAUACCCAUGACCGCGCUCAGAACGACCUCAGGACGCAAGAUAGAGCCUGCAAGUCAUACGCAGGCUGCUUUAGAGAUCGUCGGCGCCGCUGCUCUUCCCGCGACACUUGAAACCACAAGGAAGCUUCCUCAAAUCAAUGAUGGCUUCAGAGCAAAUCGUCUUCUUGGGAGGGUCAUCCCGCCGGCGCUCUUCGUAUUCAUAAUCCAUGGAUGGCGAAUCGUGUCGCUUCACGCGACGCCCUACCUUUAUUACACUUUGCAAAGGCCCCGCUCGGCCGUGCUAUACUGUGUCGGGUUCAACGUCUUACUGUGUGCAAUGAUGUACAACUAUCUAAGCGUCUACCUGCUGCCUCGAGACCAUUCCAGACCACCUCGAGCAGUACCAGACGAUGUCAGAGAAAAGCGAGUUAUAUUCGAAUGUGACAGGCAAGGCGAGCCUACCAGGUGUUGGCAAGACGCCUGCAAUGGCUCUUGGCGGCCUGCGCGCGCGAGACACUGUCGGGAUUGCAAACGCUGUCGGCUCGGAUUUGACCAUUGCUGCCCCUGGUUUGGCACUUGUAUCACAUCGCCGGCCUCGGGCAAGGCAUUCAUACACUUUUGCUUCUUCGUUCAGCCUCUCUUGACGCUUGCACUCAGCGUCAUCCUGCCACUGACGAUCUCACAAGUCAGUAAAGUUGUCGAGCUUACCUGGACGACGGACAGCCUGGGCUAUGAGUUGCUUGCAGCAGAGUGGUGGCAUCACUGGUACUCCUGGAGUGGUGGUCCUGGCUUUAGAUGGCUCAUAGGCCUCUUGCUUGGCUACUGGCAUCUAGACCGCAUCGUAGAGCACCAGCCUGAUCUGGCGCUCGUCGUACCUCGAUCAGCUGUCGCAUCCAGCGAUCCUCACUAUCUCUUGUCGCAGCCUCGCGUGGCCACUCUACUCAUUGUGACAAUCGCAGUCUUUGUCCAGCUUGUCGCUCUGGCUUUGCUCAUCGUCGGUACGCAGCAGAUCGCUCAGGGUGUUUGGACCGUCGAGGUCCAGCGAGCGCGUCGUUGGCGCAGGCAUGGUGGCAACAUUGACGAUCGAUUGCGACUCUGGAUACCUGCAGACGGCAUACAUAGCGACAACAGACGGCAUCAGGGCUUCAUUGCCGCCAUCGAGCCGGAUGUGCGAAUAUACGACAGAGGGCCGCGAGAGAAUCUGACGGCAAUCCUCGGAGAGCGAUGGUGGGCCUCGUGGGAGUCCAGCCAAGACCCUUGCACAUCUGUCACGAUAGCACCGGCUAUGCUCGAAGGCUUAUGGCAGGCUCACCUUGGUAAGGAUCGUUAAGUGAUUGAUAGAUCAAGCCUUAUGGUAUUCCUUGGACUUGUACGAACGCGCUUUCUCGAGCCAUCGAGCGCUGGCAGCGCAAGUGUCUCGUGACUUGGCGUCUAGCAGGUGCGCAGGCUAGCUUUGGACUGCCGACGACGUGUUC